CAAAUUUGAAGAUUUUGGGUCAAAAAUUGAAGAUUUUGGGUCAAAUUUGGCCGAUUUUGACGCGAAUUUCGCCGAUUUUGGCCGUUCCCGACCGGAUUUUUUCGGGAAUUUUCCCCGAAAUUCCCGGAAUUCCCGAAAUUCCCAGGUGGAUUUUGAUGAUUUCGAGGCAAAAUUUGAAGAUUUUGGGUCAAAAUUUGAAGAUUUUGGGUCAAAAAUUGAAGAUUUUGGGUCAAAUUUGGCCGAUUUUGGCCGUUCCCGGCCGGAUUUUUUCGGGAAUUUUUCCCGAAAUUCCCAAAAUUCCCGGAAUUCCCGCGGAAUUUUGCCUUUUCCAGGGGCUGGUGAUGGUGGUGACGGGCGGAUCCGGGUUCCUGGGAUCUCACCUGGUCCAGGUGUUGUUGGAGGCGGAGCCGGAGCUUCGGGAGCUUCGAAUCCUCGACGUCAACCCCGAUCCCGAGAUCGUUCCGGAACGGCACCGCUCUCGAGUCCGUUUUUUCCACGGAGAUGUCGCCGAUUUUGGGGCUCUCGGCGCCGUUUUCGGGGGUGCCCGCGUGGUUUUCCACAGCGCCUCCCUGGUGGACGUUUGGGGGAACUGCAGCCCCGAGGCCAUCGCCAGGGUCAACGUCCUGGACCGGUCCAAACUGGUUUAA
Messenger RNA from Cyanistes caeruleus (blue tit), 647 nucleotides. NCBI's taxonomy places the organism in Eukaryota, Metazoa, Chordata, Aves, Passeriformes, Paridae. The record is from RefSeq and is a predicted model, not a curated record.